Drosophila teissieri is the source of this 13250-nucleotide messenger RNA. RefSeq names its product voltage-dependent T-type calcium channel subunit alpha-1G (gene Ca-alpha1T). NCBI's taxonomy places the organism in Eukaryota, Metazoa, Arthropoda, Insecta, Diptera, Drosophilidae. Gene Ontology annotation, molecular function: low voltage-gated calcium channel activity; voltage-gated sodium channel activity. The transcript has 26 exons. Gene Ontology annotation, biological process: membrane depolarization during action potential; calcium ion transmembrane transport; sodium ion transmembrane transport. Gene Ontology annotation, cellular component: neuron projection; voltage-gated calcium channel complex; voltage-gated sodium channel complex. The record is from RefSeq and is a predicted model, not a curated record. The coding region runs from base 401 to 10120 and encodes 3239 amino acids.
CUCCGAGCGGAUAACACUGCGUUGUUGUAGUUCUUGGAGUCCCAGCGAUACGAUACACACACCACCCACUAGAAACACACACCCAGUAAAUAAAACACCAGAGGAGCAGUCACACCAAAAUCAACACUAAAUAAAUACCAGACACCAGAUAAAAGACAACAUCAAGCUGAAUACGAUUUGAAAAUUCGACAAGAAAAUUCAAAACCAAAAUUGUAAUUGAAACAAAGCGAAAAGUUUUCGGACAGCGAAGCGGAAAAGGAGAAAAUCCAAGGUAAACAACAACCACCAAGUAAAAAAGGCCUUCGGAGCGAAAAAAGGGUCUACUUCCUUUCUUGAGCUUGACAAAUCAAUCGGCAGGAAGAUGGAAUGACCAAAAUUCGCUUAGUUGGCACCCCAGAAAAUGCUGCCACAGCCAGCGGCAGCAGCGGCAAUAACAACUACCACUCAAUCAGCAACAUUUGCAACAUCGACAGCGGCAACAUCGGCGGCAGCAACUACAGCAGCAGCAGCAUCAGCUAGGAAUGGCCAGCGACGUCGCGUGGCAGCAGCAACAGAAGGCUGCAACAGCAACAGCAACAGCAACAUUGGCAACAACAACCUCGGCAACAGCAACAGCAACAGCAAGCUCAGCAGCAGCACCCACAGAGUAAGUCAAAUGCAUUCCAACGAAGAGCCGCCCAUGACGGUGAUCGUCGAUGGGGGCGGUGGCAGCAACGUAUCCGUUUCCGGUGCCAGCGGCCAUCGGCGGGGCAGCCAGCGGUUGCGGAAAACCAGUUCCUCCAGUGCCAAUGCCAAGUCGGCAUCGGCGUCGGCGAAUCCUGCGGAAAGGACGAGCAGCGGCCAGAGGUCAUCGCAUCGCCAGACAUCGAAUGCCUCGGAUGGUGGUGGCAGCAGCAGGCGUCGCUAUCAGGGAAAGGAACAUCACGAACGACGCGACCGCCAGGAUCGUCAGGAACGAUCGGAUCGUCAUGAGCGCCGUGAUCGUCGCGAUGAGCAGCAGGCGGCACGUCGUCGAACAGGACGCCGGCACAGUGGAGCCUCAUCGCUGAGCGAUGCUGCCGCAGCAACAGCCGCAGGACGAUCCCGGUCCAGAGGAGGAGGUCGUCGAACUGGUGGAGCGGUCAGCUCAUCGACCGCCUCCAGUUGCAAUGGCAGCUGCAGCUCCGACGAUGGCGACUCAUCGCACACCUCGUCCUCCAGCUCGUCCAGCUCGUCCGGCGAACCGAAUCUGCCGUAUCCGGGAUUCCCCGAGAUCUCCAUCAGGGCGCUGACGCAGUACACCCGGCCGCGCAACUGGUGCCUGAUGCUCAUCACCAAUCCAUGGUUCGAGCGCGUCUCCAUCCUGGUCAUCCUGCUCAACUGCAUCACCCUCGGCAUGUAUCAGCCCUGCGUGGACGACGCCUGUGUCACGAACCGCUGCAAGAUCCUUCAGAUCUUCGAUGACAUCAUCUUCGCCUUCUUUGCCCUGGAAAUGACCAUCAAAAUGGUGGCCAUGGGCAUUUGUGGCAAGAACACCUAUCUGGCGGACUCGUGGAACCGGCUGGACUUCUUCAUCGUUCUGGCGGGUCUGCUGGAGUACGUGAUGCAUGUGGAGAACCUCAAUCUGACUGCCAUCCGGACGAUUCGAGUGCUCCGCCCCCUGCGGGCCAUCAAUCGAAUACCCAGUAUGCGAAUUCUGGUGAUGCUUCUGCUGGACACGCUGCCCAUGCUGGGCAAUGUCCUGCUGCUCUGCUUCUUUGUGUUCUUCAUUUUCGGCAUUAUUGGAGUCCAGCUGUGGGAGGGUAUUCUCCGGCAGCGGUGCAGUCUGAUGCGAACCGAAGGCAUGGUCUAUCCCCUCACCCUGUCGCAGUACUACGAGUUCUCCAAAGAUCAGGACUAUAUCUGCUCCACGCCCAACGAUUCGGGGAUGCAUCUGUGCGGGAACUUCCCGCCCUAUCGCAUUGGUUCGCUGGUCUGUAAUGAGGAGGCCAAGCUGUUCGACUUCAAUGAGCCGACGAACACGUCCUGCGUCAAUUGGAACCAGUACUAUACCACCUGCAAGCAGAGCGGCGAGAAUCCCUUCCAGGGCACGAUUUCCUUCGACAACAUCGGCAUGGCCUGGGUGGCCAUAUUCCUGGUCAUCUCGCUGGAGGGCUGGACGGACAUAAUGUAUUACGUGCAGGAUGCGCACAGCUUUUGGGAUUGGAUAUACUUUGUGCUGCUGAUUGUGAUUGGUUCGUUCUUCAUGAUCAACCUGUGCCUGGUCGUCAUCGCCACGCAAUUCUCGGAGACCAAGAAGCGCGAGAUGGAGCGGAUGCGACAGGAGCGAGCCCGGUACACCUCCACUUCGACCCUGGCCAGCAGCACAAAUAACUCGGAACCGGCCACCUGCUAUGCGGAGAUCGUCAAAUAUAUCGCCCAUCUGUGGCGGCGCUUCAAGAGACGAAUGUUAAAGAAGUACAGAUUAUAUAAGUACCAGCGACAGCAGCGCAAGGAGGGCCUACUGCCCAAUGCCGACAAUUUGACCUUCUCGCCGUCGCGGAUCAAGUGCCAUCAUCCCAAGUGCCCCAAGUACAGUAAUCGCAAGCCGUCCAGUAUUCAGGAUCAGAUGAUUACCGUCAUGGUGCCGCUCAAUUCGGCUAGCAAUAACAACAAUAACAACAACAACAGCACCAGUAGCAACCACAACGGCAGUGGCAACCACACUGCUGCCGGCGGUGGCAACAACAGCAACAACAACAACAACGCCGCCAGUUGCACCACAGUGGCGCUGGUCAAUGGGAUAAAUGGUAGUGCCGCAAGUGUGACGAUGUCCUCUGCCCACCACCAACAACAUCAAUUGCUGCAACAGCAACAGCAGCAACAUCAAAACCAGCAACAGUUGCAGCAGCAGCAGCAACAGCAGCACUCCUCCUCCGACAACACGGAGCAAUCGCUGGCCCCAGACGGAUUGCCACGAAGUUCCUCGCUGAAAAAGACCACCGCUCAUCAUCACCAGCUGAAGCCGGAGGGCAGCACCGCCGAGCAGAAGACCAUAUUGCUGAAGCUGCCGCAGCAAAUGAUUGAUUCCGAGCAGCUAAUUCUGCAGUUGGGAAAUUUGGGCAAGAGUCAUCCGUGCACCUCGGGCUUCCUAAGUCCGCCCACCUCGGCCAGCCGGCGCCCAUCGGUGAUGUUCAACGAGUACGUGCUGCUCCACACGCCGCCCGCCCUCAACGCGGAUCCGGCAACGGGUGGCACCACCACAACGGUGGCCCCCACAGUUGCCACAGUCGCUGGCACGGUGGCGGCCGCAGCAGCAGCGGCAACCGGAUCCGGCGGUAGCAAUAACAGUCACCAGAACGGCGGUGCAAGUGGCGGAGCUGGAACUGGGGGCACCAAUGAGAAGAGCAACAUCUUCUCGACGGAAAAGAUGACCCAAGCUGGCGAUGGCAGCAUCUGGCAGGUUAAUCUACCGCAGACCAUCGGCACCAUUGCCAAUCCCUAUGCCGAUUGCUCUGAACUGGGUAUACACGAUGCGAUGACUUGUCAAGAGCUCUUAGCAUUCUCUGUGGCCUUUUCAGCGGCCUUGCCGACCGGCCAGAGUACGCUAGAGUCAUUCUACACAUCGCUGGCCCGCUGCGAUCCACACACCGCAGAGGCGUUGCGGGCGCACCACAAGCCGCGCUCUGUGCCCAUUGGCCAAAAUCAAGUGCCACCGGGCGCCGAAGCAGCCACUGUGAUGGUUGCCACAACGGCUGGUGAUCCCGGCCAGACACUCCAGCCUUCGACAGUGUCCGCCGUGGUGGGUGGUGGACCCAUCGGACCCAUCGACAGCCAGGCGGCAAACCAUCGGCGCAAAGAGCACCACCAGCAGUCGCACCACCAUCACAACAAUAACAAUACCACCAGUCACAGUCGCAACUAUCGCUCACGGCAGGGACAGGGACAGGGAAAUUCGCGAAUGCGAGCGGCCCGCGCCCCCACUGGCAACUACAUGGAGGACUAUGCCUGCUGCUAUGAUCUCUACCAGAACGCCCUGUCGCCGCUGGACGAGCGGACCAGGCAGAGAUCGCCGACGACUCGCUGCCUGAUCUCCGUGUACCGGUGCAUGUCGCGCGUGUGCAGCUGGAUACGUCGCUACAUUAGGCGAUUGGUCGAGCACAAGUACUUCCAGCAGGGCAUCUUGUUGGCCAUCCUGAUAAACACCCUGUCCAUGGGCAUCGAAUACCAUAACCAGCCGCCGGAACUGACCGCCAUUGUGGAGACGAGCAACGUCGUCUUCUCCGGCAUCUUUGCUGUUGAAAUGCUGCUAAAGGUGGUUGCAGAGGGUCCAUUCCGCUACAUUGCCAAUGGCUUCAAUGUUUUCGAUGGCAUCAUCGUUAUACUCAGUGCCAUUGAGAUCUGUCAGACGUUCAUGGGCAACGGAACGGGUGGUGGUGGCUCCGGUUUGUCCGUGUUGCGGACUUUCCGGUUGCUGCGAAUCCUCAAGUUGGUCCGGUUUAUGCCCAACCUGCGGCGCCAGCUAUUCGUGAUGCUGCGCACAAUGGACAAUGUGGCCGUGUUCUUCUCCCUCCUCGUUCUAUUCAUCUUCAUAUUCAGUAUACUCGGCAUGAAUCUGUUCGGAUGUAAAUUCUGCGAGAAAGUUAACGGAGAGAUGAUUUGCGAUCGUAAGAAUUUCGACAGCCUGCUCUGGGCGCUCGUCACAGUGUUCCAGAUACUGACGCAAGAGGAUUGGAACGUCGUCCUGUUCAACGGAAUGGAAAAGACAAGUCAUUGGGCCGCAUUGUACUUUGUGGCACUAAUGACGUUCGGCAAUUAUGUGCUGUUUAAUUUAUUGGUGGCCAUUUUGGUUGAGGGAUUCAGUUCAGAGCGAAAUGAACGUCGCGAGCGCGAACAGCGCGAGUUGGUUAAGAAACUGCGUGAGGAGACGCUGGCCGAGAACUACAGCGAUGGUAUGUACGAUGAGUCGCGGAGCGAGGCGGACUCCUCGACCACCAACGAUAGUUACUACGAGGUGCGCAACCGCUGGCGAUCGGCGGAGGAUGUGCGCAAGCUACAGGACUCCGCCGAGCUGAUCAUCGAGGCCAAGAGCAACAUGCACCGCCAGCGCCUGCUGCAGCCCACCCAAGACUACCAGAUCAACGAGCUGCCCGCCUCGUCUGCCGCUCCAUCCGCCUCUGGCACAUCUGGCGCCUCCGCGCCUGGCGAGCGGGACAGGGAGCGGGAGAGGGACAGAGAUAGGGAUAGGGAGCGGGACAGGGAGCGGGACAGAGAGGCGGGCGGCGGUGGCGGCGGCGGCAAGGAUGAGGGGGCGCAGCAUGCCAAGCCGCGCGGCGGCCUCAAAAAGACAUACUCCAUCAAGGAGCGGCGCAGCGAGGCGCCACGCCUCUCCAAGAUCCGGCUCGCCCGGGAUCCGCCCAUCAUCACGACAACCGCGGCCACGCCGCAGGACUCGCCCAGCACCACCUUGGAGCCGGGCAUGAGCUUCCGCCAGUGGGGCGACAUGGAGCCACCCAGUCCGCCCUCUCCGUCGCUUUUGCGACCGCCGAACAUCUUUACCGGCGGACAGCGGAGUCUGGACGAGGGCAUACCCUCCAUCGAUCUCAUCCCGCCCUCGCCGGUGCUCUCCCACAAGCCCCUGAACAUCCUCAAUGCCAGCCAGCUGGGUGUGGGCAUGGGCAUGGGAGGCGGUGUCCCCAGCACCGCCGGCAGUUCGGGCAGCAUGCACAGCGUGAUCAUCGAUGACAUUUCGAAAAGCUCCAGCUCAACAGCGGCGGCAACGCCCAUUUAUGUGCCCACCAUCUCGUCCACCGCGGACGCGCAGAGCCAGAGCCAGAGUCACAGUCUCAACGAUGUGAGCGUGGGCUCCAGUCCAGGUGGGGAGCUACCCGCAACGGGAAUGGGCAGAAAUGCCAACACGGGCGCCUCGACGAGCGGCAGUUCGUCCAGCGAGCGCCUGCCCUUGGCUCCACCGCCUCAGCAGGGGAGUUUUAAGCAGCGCUUACGGCGCGGGAGCUCCAAGAGGCGACGUGCCUCCGCUUUGGCCCUUGGAGCCACAGACACAGAUAAUCCGGCUCGAAGGACCCAGGACGAGGAGGAAGAGCAGCAGCAUCAGCAUCAGCUGAACAAUGGCGGCGACAACAGUUGUUUGCUGCGAAGCAGCAGUGCUGUGGUCAGUGGCUCCUCCUCGGGCACCAAGGAGACCAAUCGCCUGAGUCCACAAAACUCCAUACGAAGGCUAUCCAAUACACUGAGCAUAGGCAGCGGCAGCGUCAGCGGACCGGUGGGCAGUCGCCGGGCAUCGGCAUGCAUUUUCAACUCGCAGGUCUAUCAGAAUCUCAAUCAGCCGCCCAAACUGCGCCCAGGUUCCGGACAGCGAAGGAUGAGCUCCAUCGAACUUGCGUUCAGCAAGACAUCGCACCUGAAUCUACACAACCUGGAGGCCAACCGCAAGUCGCUGUCGUACACGAACUCGAAGAUGGACCUGGACAAGUGGAACAAGUCGUACGGCAAUCUGAACGAGCCGGACAACAUGCUGCAACAGUACAUGGAGGCGCGGGACAAGCGCAAGAACUCCAUUAGCCACUACAAUCUGAAGAAGCGGCUCGAGGAAAAGGAGCUGCAGCAGCUGCAGCAGCUCCAUCAGCAACAGCUGCUCCAGCAACGGCAGGACUCCUUCUCCUCGACCACCCAGCAGCAGCAUCUGCAGCAGUUGCAGCAGCUGCAGCAGCACCGCUUGUCCAAGGAUCAGCAGCAGCUGGCGAUGCAGCCACAUUCCAUGGUGCCAGGAGGCGGCGAGCGCUACUCCAAGCUCAAGAUGCUCAUCGAGCAGCUGACGCCCAAGCACUUUACCACCGAGCGCGAGGACUACUCGCUCUACAUAUUCCCAGAGAGCAACAGGUUCCGGCAAAUCUGUACGUGGUUUGUCAACCAAAAGUGGUUCGACAACGUGGUCCUGCUGUUCAUCGCGCUCAACUGCAUCACCCUGGCCAUGGAAAGACCAAACAUCCCUCCAAGCAGCACCGAAAGAUUGUUCCUGGCAACAGCCAAUUACGUGUUCACCGUCGUCUUCACCGUCGAAAUGUUUAUCAAGGUGGUGGCUACGGGAAUGUUUUACGGCCACGACGCCUACUUUACGUCCGGCUGGAAUAUCAUGGACGGAUCUUUGGUUACCAUUUCCAUAAUUGAUUUGUUAAUGUCCCUGAUUAGCGAAUCGAGUCCGAGGAUAUUUGGGAUUUUAAGGGUGUUUCGACUACUCCGAUCCUUGCGGCCGCUGCGGGUGAUCAACCGAGCCCCGGGUCUGAAACUAGUCGUGCAAACGCUCUUAUCGUCCCUGCGUCCCAUCGGCAACAUCGUGCUUAUCUGCUGCACCUUCUUCAUCAUCUUCGGCAUCCUGGGCGUUCAGCUCUUCAAGGGCACCUUCUACUACUGCGAGGGCGAGAACAUCAAGGGCGUACGCAAUGCAGACGAAUGCCGCCGCAUACCCGGCAACGUGUGGACCAAUCGCAAAUACAACUUCGAUGAUCUGGGCAAGGCCCUGAUGUCCCUAUUCGUACUGAGUUCCCGCGACGGCUGGGUGAACAUCAUGUACACCGGCCUGGAUGCGGUGGGCGUUGACCAGCAGCCCAUCGUCAACUACAACGAGUGGCGUCUCCUGUACUUCAUCGCCUUCAUUCUGCUGGUGGGCUUCUUUGUGCUGAACAUGUUCGUCGGCGUGGUGGUGGAGAACUUUCAUCGGUGUCGCGAGGAGCAGGAGAAGGAGGAGAAGAUCCGGCGGGCGGCGAAGAGGGCACUGCAGAUGGAGAAGAAACGACGCCGGAUGCACGAGCCACCGUACUACACGAACUACUCACCCACCCGGAUGUUCGUGCACAAUGUGGUGACGUCCAAGUACUUCGACCUGGCCAUUGCCGCCGUCAUCGGCCUAAAUGUGGUCACCAUGGCCAUGGAGUACUACAAGAUGCCAUCCGGUCUCAAGUACGCACUGAAGAUCUUCAACUACUUCUUCACGGCGGUCUUCAUACUGGAGGCCAACAUGAAGCUCGUUGCACUGGGCUGGAAGCUGUAUCUCAAGGAUCGCUGGAACCAGCUGGACGUGGGCAUUGUCCUGCUCUCGAUUGUGGGCAUUGUGCUGGAGGAGCUGGAGACGAACACGCACCAGAUCAUACCCAUCAAUCCGACAAUCAUACGUGUGAUGAGGGUCCUGCGGAUAGCCAGAGUGCUCAAACUGCUAAAGAUGGCCAAUGGGAUCCGGGCGCUGCUGGACACCGUGAUGCAGGCCCUGCCCCAGGUGGGCAACCUGGGAUUGCUGUUCUUCCUGCUCUUCUUCAUAUUCGCGGCAUUGGGCGUGGAGCUGUUCGGGCGACUCGAGUGCUCCGACGAGAUUCCCUGCCAGGGAUUGGGCGAGCACGCGCACUUCGCCAACUUUGGCAUGGCUUUCCUCACAUUGUUUCGCGUAGCGACUGGCGACAAUUGGAACGGCAUCAUGAAGGAUACGCUGAGGGAUAAUUGCGAUGACGCGGCCGAUUGUGUGCGCAAUUGCUGCGUCAGCUCAGUUAUUGCUCCCAUAUUCUUUGUGAUAUUCGUGCUAAUGGCGCAAUUCGUUUUAGUGAACGUCGUCGUGGCUGUACUGAUGAAACACCUCGAGGAGAGCCACAAGCAAAUGGAGGACGAGCUCGACAUGGAGGUGGAGCUCGAGCGCGAGCUGGUGCGCGAGCAGGAGUUCGCCCAGGAGCAAAAGCUGUGCCAGCAGCUGGCGGAGGCGCAAUCGAAGGCGGCCGCUCCCCCGCGCCCCCUCGCCAAGGUCAAAUCGCUUCCAAAGAACUUCAUCUACAGCACACCGUCGCUGGACAAGAAGUUCCCAACGGUUUCGGGCGCCAACAAUCCCAACAAUCCCAACAAUCCCAGCUCCAGCCUAACCAGCUCGGCGGCCACCAAUCUCAACCAGGUGGCGACGGGGACGGGGACGGGGAUGGGAAGCGGGGGUGCGGCAACGGGAGCGGUACCGCUUGGAUCGGGAGCUGGGCCACGUAGGCAGACCGUCCAGUAUUUCCAGCAGCCACCACAGUCCAUGCUCGGCGGCCUGAGUCUGGCCGAGAUGGGCGGCACCCUGACGCCUCAGGCACUCGGUGCCCGAUUGGGCGAACCCUUCGGCGGCGGAGGAGGAAGCAAGUCUGGGCCACGACGCCAAUCCUACUGGCAGAUUAAUCCAAUCCGUAAGCGCGGCGUGCUGUCCAAGGAGCGCUCACUGGACGAGCAGGCCAUCCGUCGACGGAAUCUGGAGGCCAAGCGCACCAGCUGCGACUCGCUCCCAUGGGGCGGAGAUGCCCUCGACUGCCGCAGGGGCACGAUCUUCGAGAGCCUCGAGUCCGAUGGGGGAGGAGUAGGUGGUGGCGGUAGUGGCGGAGUAGGUGGAGGAGGAGUUUCCUACGAUUUACGGAGUGUGCGCAGCGCGGAUGUCGGCCAUUCGGAGACGGAUGGGGAUGUGACCCUGUCGGUGGUCAGUGCGCUGGUGCCCUCCGUAACGACGCCACUGCCCCCACCCCUGUCCUUGCCCAUUGUCACGCCCACGUCGACGCCCACGCCCCUGCAAUUGCCCAUGCCCAUGCCAAUGCAAAUGCCAAUGCCAAUAACAAUGCCAAUGACAAUGACAAUGCCGGUGCCGAUGCCGAUGGCACAUCCUCCACCACGAAGACCCUUUGGUUGGUCACAGUCCGUGGACCAAGGAUGCAUGCGGAGCAACUUGCUCCUCUCUGUUCCCAGAUCCAUGCCGCCGCGCAGUCGCAGUGGCAGCACCAAGCAACUGUUCAAACAACAGGCGCUGGACGAGGAUGCCGACAUGGAUGAGAACUCGCUGCUGCUGCCAACAGCAGCUGGAGGCCGAUCAGGACCAGGAUCGGUGGCAGUCAUUGCCUCGAGUUCGCUGGAUCUGCCAGAUCAGAGCGGCAGCUCCAAGCAGAUCCUUCCAGACUCCAUCGCACUGGGGGUCAGCAAGUCCGACUCCUCGGACAUUCUGCGCAUCAUCAGCGAACGGAGGCGCAUGGAUCAGCGGGAGCAGAGGGAGCCCGAGCAGGAUCAGGAUCAGGACAACGAGGCGGAGGACAGGGACAGCGACUACAAGGAGCUGCUCCUGGUCAAGUCCCCCCAAUCCUCCAUGGACUAAAUGCAACACACACACACACAAACACUCUGUAGAUCGUUACAAGUAGUUAUCUCUAACUAGGGCCAGGCUUACAACAAUAAUGAUUACUGUAGUGCUGACUAACAAGGAUAAUAGCUAGGAUAACAGUUAAGAUAUCCCUCGAUUUCGAAAUCUCUAAGUUGGUCCACCCACAAGCGAAGGAGCUUACUUUUAACCUCUAUAUAUAUACACAUACAUAUAUAUACACAUACAUAUAUGUAUUCUCCAUAAUUCAAAAACCUGGCCGCCAUUAAAGGAUACUUUAGGGAAUUUUCUAAAAAACUAUAACUAUAGCAUUAGGCUUUAGGCAUAGAGAUCGACGAGUGUGGUUGGAAAGCAGAAAUAAUGAUUAUUCGAUAGCUAAUAUACUAUAGAGGAUGGCGAUGGCACACUCUUAGCCAUAAAUAGAGAGAAAAACCAGAAAACCAGAAAACCAGUGAAAUAGAAUUGAAAGCAAAGUUAAGUAAUUACAGCUAGUAAGCAAAAUUGUCAACUGUUUUUAGUGCAAUCCUACGGUUUUCAUAACUUUAACAAGCAGAACUUAUAUAUGAAGAACUCAAAACUAAUAGAUCGCCAGAGAUCGUUGAAGAUGAAUAGCUAAGUUUCAAGUUGAUUAGAGUGUUUUCCGUUUAAAUGUAGCUGUCGAAUACGAUGAUGGAUUAUAUACAAGUGUUAUAUGCGAUUUACAUAUAUACAGUUAUAUUACAUUUACAGUUACUUAUAGGGGAUACUGCAUUCGAAACAAAAAUGAUGGAAAUUUGUGAACAAAGAAUCAUCAACUCUGUGAUUAGCUCUUAAAGUUUAAACGUUUAUAUGAGAGGCCGUGCAGACACCAAAACCAAAAUCAAAACCAAAACCAAUACUAAAAACGAAAAACCAAAAACCAAAAACCAAAAACCGAAAAACACAAAAACAAGCGAUCUGUAUAUAGAAUGCCUGUAUGUAAGCAUAUGUAAUCGAGUGUAUUUUACGUAGCUAAGCCAAGGAACAAGCAACUAACUAACGGAAUGAUACCGAAUCCGAAGGAAAAGCCAUCUGAACGAACCCAUUGAUAAGCAAUAGAGAACUGUAGCUCUUAAGAUCGUACCUAGCCCACAAGCCCACAAGCGAAUAAAGCUGCGUUGUUCCAGGGCGGAAAACGGAUACGGAAAAGGGGAAAACCAUUAAAGGGAAACACAUAAGAACCUUGUGCAAACGAAUUUACUUAGGUACUUAAACACACCCGCCAACACACACACGCCAACACACACACCAACACACACGCCAACAUACACACCCCUAACAAAUAGCUCGUACGAUCUGGUCGACAAUCUUCGCUAAAUUUAAAUACCCUAUCCAUGUCUGACACUCUAUCCCCCCGCCCCUUGGAGGCUUCCAGAACUUCUAGAUCCCGCCCCCGGAGAAACAAGCAGACAUCCGAAAUACAGUGCCAACGCAGUAAGGGUAUUCAAGAUGUUUUUUUUAUAUAAUAAAUAAUAUAACUCCCCCAAGCUAUCCAGUAACGAGGGUGGUGAAAGAUGGCAGCAGGAGCAACUACAAGUGGAACUUUAAAAAGUAGCAUUUAUAAAGAAAGAAUAAAAGAAAGAAAGAAAGUGAAGGAAAAACCAAGAAAAACGUAGUAGAAAUUUAACGAUUAAUGUUUAAUGACUAUAUAUAGUGUAUAUAUGGAACUAUCAACGAAUUACAAUAGAGUAUCAAGAUAUUUUCUUCAGAAGGCAUAACUAGAACAAGAAGACAAAGGAGCGAGGAACCGAGAAGAACACUAACUUAACACUGUCAAUUUUUCAACAUGGUCUAAGCUAAUUUUUUUCAAGGAAAACCAAUGAUCUAAGAAUGAAAACAAUUUUACACUCUUUGUACACACUGUAAAAAAACAAAAAACAAAGUGAACGAGCUCUCCAGUUUAGAUAAACUUUAAAAUCAAACGUAGCAAACGAUUAAACGAUUCGGGCGAAAGCGAGGACAAGAAGAAGCAACAAAUUUAAUUAUACGAUAAUUUCAUCUGUGCCUUUCUCUACGAAUAUAUAUACAUUUAUGCAUAUAUAUAUAUAUAUAUUGAAAAUGUAUCAGAUACUGUCUCUAUCUCUUUCUACGCUCCCACUCCCUCUCUCGCACACACACACACACACGCACACAAUGAAUACACCCUACUCACACCCGCACUCACACUCACACCAACACAGACACCAAGCAAGCAGUGCGAAAUGUAACGGUGAUGGCAAGCAGUGCCUCGCGUAGCUGAAAAUGCAACUCUGCAAACUAUUUACGAGGCAGGAAGAAAGAAUAAUAACGAACAACCAAAAUAACUACUUAAGCUUACUAAUAAACAAAAGAAAGAAAAAUGAAAAGCGAAAACCGAAAACCGAAAAUACAAAAAUCCAAAAACCCAAGAAAUGAACGUAAAAAUACAAAUAAAAUUAAAGAAAAGCAUGAAGUUUAUAGGUUAAUGCGCUAGUAGUUUUGAACUUUUUUUUGUAAUUUUUUAAACGUAGCCGCUUUGAAGUAAACCAAAUGAAACUAUAUACGUUUUUGGUUUUAGUUGUGUGUGUCUGUUUUUUUUGUGCGAAGCGUAAAGCAACUAUAAAGAGCGUUUCUUCUUGUUGAUUAAUAAUUAGGUAAACUGCUACAAAACAUAAGUUAAUUAAACAAAAAAAAACAAAACGAGUGCAUACAGAAAACCGAAAAUAACCGGAAAACCAAAGCGAACAGCAAAAUUAGAAAAAGUGAGUUAAAUUUAAAAUUAUUGCCAUAACGGCCAACGAAAUGCAAACUAAGCAAAUUUGCUUUUAGCUCCAUGCAGGUACAAGAGAAACCCCGCCCCCCAAACAAAAACCAUUGAUUCUUUGCAAACUAAAAUAAGCCAAUUAAAUGUGAAAUUGUUUAAGAAGGCCAUAAGUAAGCAUAACUAAGCACUAUCCCCUGCUGCAAGGCCAGGUACCGAAACUCUCUCUCUGUUAGACAAAUAGCCAAAAGCCAAGUUGUAAUCAUUUCGUUGCGUGACCUUUGCGUAUAAUUUGAAUGGUUCGAUUGGUUCCACUAGAGAUACGUACAUAUAUACUGAGAACACAUACUAUGUAAAGCAGCGAAACAAAACCAAAAGAAAACCUAAGAA